Messenger RNA from Phaeodactylum tricornutum CCAP 1055/1, 808 nucleotides. RefSeq lists its product with no specific name. Gene Ontology annotation, molecular function: protein-disulfide reductase activity. NCBI's taxonomy places the organism in Eukaryota, Bacillariophyta, Bacillariophyceae, Surirellales, Neidiaceae. The record is from RefSeq and is a predicted model, not a curated record. Bases 1 to 582 code for a protein of 193 amino acids. The transcript has 2 exons.
AUGUCUGCAGUGCUCGGCUUCCCCCGUAUUGAGUACGUCUUUGUCGCUCGAACUAGCCGCCUUCAACGUAGACGGAGCGUGAGGAGCCAUCGUCCGGGAGCGUCGGGUUCGUCGUUACGCUCAUCGUUCACGGACCGUCUCGGCGUGAAUUUUUGUCUGGAUCGGGACGAGUGGGAUCAUUUGCGCUUUAGUCCGAUGCAGUCCACACUGGGCCAAGACACGUGCCGGGCGUACGGCAUGCCGGCGGACCGUUCUACGGGAAUCUUGGUGGACGAGCAAGGGGCGCACCGGGAUUCCACCGCGGUACUCCGUAUGCUACCGUAUCUCGGAUUCCCGUACAAUAUCCUGGGUCCGAUCGGGUUGUGGUUGGUACCGACAAUGAUCCGGGAUGCCGCGUUCCGGGCCUUUACCAAGCGUCGUGGAACAAUUUGGAAAGGAAUUCGACGAAUCAUGGGGUGGCCUGUCGAUGUCACUCGACUCGAAGCCUACCGCGAUCGGAUUCUGGGUCUCGAAGAACCACUGGAUCCAGCUUGGGGCUUUGACACUGCGACGGCGUCGGGGUCGGAAGACCAUUCCCUUUAGAAGAAUGUGAAUUGGAUGGAUAAAUGAAUGAAUGAGUGACAACACACGGGUCGGAGGGUUUGUGAAACUAAUGCAAUGAUUCCUAGAGAAUGAACUCGUUUGCCUGUACCGCCUCUUUGGGGCUGGACGCAAAAGAGCGAUCCGUCUGGAUUAUUGGCACACUUCCCUUGCGCGACUGCGACGGCCAUGAUCAAAUUUUAUUCGGUUAAACUAAAGAUGUGACGUU